Messenger RNA from Marchantia polymorpha subsp. ruderalis, 3174 nucleotides. Lineage: Eukaryota; Viridiplantae; Streptophyta; Marchantiopsida; Marchantiales; Marchantiaceae. The record is from the annotation of a GenBank genome assembly.
CGGCCCCCGGGCCCCAGAGCUUCUCGGCCCAGGUUCCCGAGGCGCGCGUCUCGUGAGGAAUCUUCGGGCAAUUUCACGUUAGAGUAGUCUUUUGGCGCUCCAUCAUGGCGUCGUUCGGAGGAGUGGCUGUCUCAGACCCGAAGCUCUCGGGUCAUUUCACGCAAGGGCAGCUUCGAGCACUCAAAGCGCAGUUUGAUGCUUGGAAUGUAGGUAAAUCAGGCGUCAUCACAGCAGCUGAACUGGAAGCAGGAAUGGAGAACCUGAAUUUAGCAAAGCCACUGACAACAGCAGAAGUAGCGAAGUUGGUGGAGGAACACGACGUGGACCACAAAGGAGGACUGGAGUUCGAAUCCUUUUUGCGGGUCCAGUUGGAGCUACAGAAAAAUGGUCGAAGUCCUGCGGUUAGCCCACAGAAGUCCGCAUUUUUAACAACUGCUCAAUUUGCGAAUGUGCAUCACAUCAGUGCUUCUGAAAAGAGAGCCUACGUUGAUCACAUUAACACCUACUUGGAUAAUGAUCCUGCUAUGGUGAAGUACCUACCAAUUGACCCUACAACGGAUGACCUGUUCAAUAUUGCAAAAGAUGGCGUCCUUCUAUGUAAAUUGAUCAACUUGGCCGUAACGGGGACCAUUGACGAGAGGGCAAUGAACAUCAAGGACAAACUAAACCCUUGGGAAAGGAAUGAAAAUCAUACACUAUGUCUGAAUUCCGCUAAAGCAAUUGGGUGCUCAGUCGUCAAUAUUGGUACACAGGACCUGGUUGAGGGUAGGCCGCAUCUUGUGCUGGGGCUUAUUACUCAAAUCGUCAAGGUCCAACUUUUGGCGGAUAUUAAUUUGAAGAAAACCCCUGAACUAGCUGAGUUGCUCGACGACAUGGAGGAAUUUGAGGAGCUCCUCAGACUCCCAGCCGAGAAGCUGUUACUACGAUGGAUGAACUAUCACUUGAAAAAGGCUGGCUACACGAAAGUGGUCUCUAACUACUCUUCCGAUGUGAAGGAUGGCACAGCGUAUGCAAUGCUUCUCCACAAGCUGGCUCCUGAGAGCUGUACCUUGGAACCCUUAAGCAUUUCUGAUCCUCUCGAGAGGGCCCAGGCCGUCCUAGCCCAGGCCUCACGUAUUGGUUCUAGCAAGUAUCUAUCUGCGAAGGAUAUUGUUGAUGGCUCACCUAAUUUGAAUCUUGCGUUCGUAGCUCAUCUUUUCCGGAUCAGAAGUGGAUUGUCCACAGACAGCAGCAAGUUUACUUUUGCCGAACUCAUAGAAUCUGAUGAUGAGCAAGAUUCACGAGAGGAAAGAGCUUUCCGAAUGUGGAUCAAUAGUUUGGGUAUUGAGUACGUGAGCUCCUUGUUUGAAGAUGUUCGAGAUGGGUGGGUACUUCUUGAGGUUCUAGACAAAGUGUCUCCUGGAUCUGUUAACUGGAAAGGAGCCACUAAACCGCCUAUCAAAAUGCCCUUUAAAAAGGUGGAAAAUUGCAAUCAAGCUAUUUCGAUCGGCAAGUCAUUAAAGUUCUCACUCGUCAACGUAUCUGGCAAGGAUCUAGUCGAAGGCAAUAAGAAACUAACGCUCGCAUUCCUGUGGCAGCUUAUGCGAUAUCAUAUGUUUUACCUGCUAAAGAACCUCAGACUGAAGGGCAAAGAGGUAUCAGAGGCCGAUAUCGUGCAAUGGGCCAACCUUAAGGUCAGGAACGUUGGAAAGACAUCAAAGAUGGAAAGUUUCAAGGAUAAGAGUUUGGCAUCAGGAGUUUUCUUCCUCGAUCUGUUGGGGGCAGUGGAGCCCAGAGUGGUUAAUUGGAACAUUGUGACAUCUGGUUUGACUGAGGAGGAUAGGAAGAAAAAUGCAAUGUACAUUAUCAGUGUUGCUCGGAAGAUUGGAUGCUCCAUAUUUUUACUAUGGGAUGACCUUGUGGAGGUGCGACCUAAAAUGAUUCUGACUCUAGCUGCCAGCAUCAUGCUCUGGAGUUUAUCGAGUAAGGCCAAAGUUGCAGAUGCUUCCGCAUCACCGGAGAAAUCCCCAUCCGUUAAAUCAGAAUCUGCUCCAUCAUCACCCCCCACAGCUCCAGCAUCACCGCCACCAGGGGAAGAUGUAUUACCACCUCUGGAUACUCCAUCAUCCCCUCCUUUGGAUCCUCCGUCAUCUCCACCUGUGGAUGAACCAUCAUCACCGCCUUCGGCUCCACCGCCUGAAAUCGCCGAGAAUGGUCAUGAUACUCCAAGCUAGUCCGUGGGUUUGUGUGGAGCUGGUAGUUUAGUCAAAUUUAUGAGUCGUUAGUUCUCUGAAAUGAUUAAGAAAAGUAGGUUGAUUCUUUCUGGCAUUGCUAAUAGAGCACCGUAUUUUUUAAAGCCCUUCGAGUCUUUUAACCUCUUCGGUAUGGCUUGUUUGAGCUUUGUGUAUAGUAGUAAAUUACACCUUCCUAUAGUGGCUCAAGUUUCUUUUUCCAUACGAGUCGAUAUAGCUGGUGGCUUGUUCACAUCACACACCACCUUGUGCUCUAAUAAUCAGGCACAGUUUUUCAGGGCAACAGUUGGUAUGACUUUGCUAGUCGCUGUUUGGCCCACUUGUCAACUCACUACUGUGAGAUAGGGAACUAUUAUUGCUCAUAGUCCGUCUAGGAACUCAUCAAUGCAACUUGUACGAGUUGCCUUUGCCAGGUUGGUUUGCGCAAACCAUUGGUGCCUUGUUAUAAGUAAAAGCUCAUGGUAUAUUUUGUCCCCCUGUUUCCCGAGAUCCUCUUUGCACUCAAAUCUCUGAGAAGAGAAGGGCAAUGGGAUGGAAAAGAAAAAACCCUGCGAAAUCCGGUGCCUGCCGGAUACUUAUUUUGCGUGUUUAUUCUCUCGACUGGAGCACCUAAAUCACCGAGCCGACCAUCAUCAAUCGUUGCCUGAUGUGCAUAUACAUGUUGCAGAUGACCCAACCGAGCUCCCAGAACUGGAAGCUUUCAUAUUUCCUUGGGGAAUCUAUCCUUAUCUUGGCGAUGAGCCGGACUCCACAUAAGCUUGCAGGACACAACAGCCAAGAGAUAAGAAAGUCGGUGUCCGUUCGUGGAGAACAAAUGAAGUCCUUUGCCUGAAGCAUUCUGACGGUUCGAUAUUGUGUCUGAAAUGGACGAGCCGAUUCCUGACGUCGGAAUGCAAACCUUGAGUAUCUCACGCACGGUAACACAAACAUUUCUACCCUGCCC